AUUGUACGUGUCCUACAGUUUCACACGUGGAGCGCAGUGCGACGCGGGCGGGCGGCCGGCACCUGCCACCGCGAUACCGUACCCUUUCUGGAGAUUUCUCGCCGCCCUUUUUAUCACCCACCUCGCGCCGCACUGUGUUCAUCCACUGAGCACUCGCACAAGCAGGGACAAGGAAGUGCACCGGCGGCGUCGCCAUCGAUCGAGUAGAUACUAGAUAGUGUGUCAGGUUGCUGUCAGCUAGAGCCAUGGCGUCCAUGCAGAAGAGCCGCGAGCAGCGCGCCCAGGCCGCGGCGCAGAAGGCGGCCGACGAGCUCCACGCGUCGAGGCAGGACAGAGUCCCCGAGGAGGCGCCCGUCAGCCCCCGCGGCGGCGGCGGCAUCCUGGGCAGCCUGCAGGAGGGGAAGGCGAACGCCAGGGGCGUGGCGGACGCCGCCAUGGGCAAGGCCAGCGAGACGAAGGACGCGGCGGCGGACAAGGCGGGUGGCGUCAGGGACGCGGCGGCGGACAGGACGGGAAAUAAUAAGGCGGGGGCCGCCGAGUCGGAGGAGGACGUGAUGCUAAGGGUGAAGGCGGCGGACCAGAUGACGGGGCAGGCGUUCAACGACGUCGGUACGAUGGGGGAGGAGGGCACCGGCGUUCCGCGGAGACGACGUUCUGGCUGAUGGCCGCUGGAUCGGAACUGGCCUGGCUGGCGCUGUGCUUCUCAUGUAAAAUUAGCAUGCAACGACAAAUGAAUGUUACAUAAGAAACUACAAUAAAUAAAAGGGUGUUUGGUUUGAGAAUU
Molecule: messenger RNA, 784 nt
Organism: Zea mays
Lineage: Eukaryota; Viridiplantae; Streptophyta; Magnoliopsida; Poales; Poaceae
Product: embryonic protein DC-8
Exons: 1
Coding region: 246-662 (138 amino acids)
Source: RefSeq, marked validated